AUGUCAGAGUCGACAUCUGCAGAGAAGGAGGCGCCGCUUGAUGAGCAGGACCGAGUGCCGUGCGGUAGCUGCUAUGCUCCUCUCCCAAAAUCUUCUUCCAGUCGAUGCGGCAAAUGCCGCAAACGUCAUUACUGCAAUCGAGAGUGCCAGGUGGAGGAUUGGAAGCUGGGACGGCACAAGACGUGGUGCGGGAAGGCGGGAGAGGUCGGCUAUGACUUUCAGGUUGUCGACAUUGCUGGCAAAGGCAAGGGAGUCAUCGCCUUGCGAGGUUUUGCCAAGGCAGAGCGGGUCAUGUACGAGCGAAGGAUUUUAAGUUGUAGAACAUUGUCGGGUAUACGGCCUAUCGCGAAAUCAUUCAAAAAACUUUCAGAGGCCGAGAAGAACGCAAUCUUGGAUCUCUUUCCUUCAGAGGCAGAUCUCUUCAAGAAGUUUUCGACAAAUUCGAUGUCUUGUGGUGAAGAAGACGAGCUUGGAAUGGACUCGGGGUUGUUCGUCACUAUGUCAAGACUCAAUCAUAGUUGCCUUUCUAACACGAAUCAUUGGUACGAGCCAUAUCUCAAGAGCAAGGUCCUCUUUGCUUGCAGGGACAUCGCUGAAGGAGAAGAGUUGACCAUCGCCUACAGCUCCGAGCCCUCAAACAAGCAAUACCUUCUCUCACACUACGGCUUCGUCUGCACUUGCGAAGCUUGUUCCAACCCUGAAAUCGCAGCAAAAGUGAAAGAAAUCAAGAGGCUUGAUAACGAAAUCUUGAUACUCGGGAUGCAGAUGAAUUCGGACAUGGCGAUUCGCGCAGGAAAGAGGCUGCUCAAGCUGUAUGACGAGCUUCACUGGCCAACUCAGAGUUAUGUACGCACGUGCUAUGACAUCUUUCAGGUUGCAAUCAUGAAGCGAGCUACCCUCAAGGAAGGCUUGCACUACAUGCAGUUGGGUCUGGCAAUGGAGCAGAAGCAGUAUGAAGGUCUCAACGAACCGGAGAGGCUCGGCAGCAUCGCCAAAUAUGCCAGUUACUUGAAACACCCCGAGAGCCACAGGAAUUACCUCAUCGCGCGCUAA
This is a messenger RNA of Guillardia theta CCMP2712, 1053 nucleotides long. RefSeq lists its product as hypothetical. The record is from RefSeq and is a predicted model, not a curated record. Bases 1 to 1053 code for a protein of 350 amino acids. NCBI's taxonomy places the organism in Eukaryota, Cryptophyceae, Pyrenomonadales, Geminigeraceae. Gene Ontology annotation, molecular function: protein binding. The transcript has a single exon.